AGUUGUGUUCAAAGCUCUCCCCUGUAACAAAGUUUCAGUUUGAACUUCCCUGCUUCUUUCUCUUCUUUUUUUUUUUUUUAAUCUUUUCUUGUUGGGAAACAUUUAAUUGUUUGUUUUCCUUGAAAGAGAAGCUUGAACCCAGAAAGGAAAAAACAAAAAAAAAGAGGGGAAUUGGAGUGAACCCCCUUUUCUUUUUUGAGUUAAGACUUUUUUUAAUACUCUGUUUCAUGGGGGUGUUGUUAAGGAUUUACGGACGGUUGGUUCUUUGGGUUUGACAACAAUGCCGGAAAUGGAAGAGGCGGGCAGUUGCAGCAGCAUAACCAGUAAGCUGUCGGAUAUCACCUUGUUUGGGAAAUACGAAAUUGGGAUGUUACUGGGAUGCGGGGCCUUUGCAAAAGUUUACCACGCGCGCAACGUGAGGACAGGGCAGAGCGUGGCCAUCAAAGCCGUGAGCAAACAGAAAGUUGUGAAAGGCGGGUUCAUGGAGCAGGUCAAGAGAGAGAUCGCUAUCAUGCGGCGGUUGCGCCACCCUAACAUCGUCAAGCUCAUUGAGGUGUUGGCUACGAAGGCUAAGGUUUAUUUCGUCAUGGAGUUCGCCAAAGGCGGGGAGUUGUUCACCCGGAUUGCCAGGGGACGUUUCAGCGAAGAUCUCAGCCGUCGCUAUUUCCAGCAGUUGAUUUCAACCGUCCGAUUUUGUCACUCGAGGGGCGUCUUUCACCGCGAUUUGAAACCCGAAAAUCUCCUCCUCGACGAAAACUGGAAUUUAAAAGUAACCGAUUUCGGACUCAGUGCGGUGAAGGAACAGAUCCGACCAGACGGCCUCCUCCAUACUUUAUGCGGAACCCCAGCUUACGUGGCGCCCGAGAUUCUGGCAAAGAAAGGAUACGACGGUACCAAAGUGGAUGUUUGGUCAUGCGGCAUCAUUUUAUAUGUCCUCCACGCCGGAUAUUUGCCGUUCAACGAUCCCAAUCUGAUGGUGAUGUACCAUAGAAUCUAUAAAGGAGAAUUCCGGUUCCCGAAAUGGACGUCCCCUGAUCUCCGGCGGUUCAUAUGUCGGCUUCUCGACCCUAAUCCUGAAACAAGGAUCACCGUCGAUGAAAUCAUGAACGACCCUUGGUUCAAGAAAGGUUACAAAGAAAUCAAAUUCCAUGGUGAAGAUUUUGAAUAUAAAGAAGAAACCCAGGGCCCGGGCACCAAGUGCUUAAACGCCUUCGAUAUAAUCUCAUUUUCAUCCGGUUUCGACCUCUCCGGUUUGUUCGUCGCGGCAGAGCUUUCAGUCCGAAGAGAGCGGUUUAUAUCGGGGGAGAAACCGGAAAGAAUAAUAGAGAGAAUCGAGGAAGAGAUCAGAGGAAUGGAGAACGUGAAGGUGAAGAAGAGAAGAGAAAAUGCGAUACUAUUAGAAGGACAUAAUUGUGAUUUUGUUCUUGCCGUAGAUAUUCUUCAGCUAACUGAAAAUUUGGUGGUCGUGGAGGUGGGGCGGCGGGAGAUUAACGUCGAGCCAAGCGGCGACAUUUGGAAAGAUAAGUUAUGGCCAAAACUUUCCGAUUUGGUAAAUAGAAAUUAAGCAAGGCAAGGUAGGUUUCUGGGUAAUCAAUAGAUGAUGAAAUUGUAAAGUCUUUACGGUAAGUCAGAAAACCAGCCGGUAAAAUGUUCUCGGCGGUUGUAGUAUACUAUGUACAUAUACAGCCAGAAAAGUUAAAAACAAGGAAACAAAACAAAAUGUGUAUGUUUUGUGUGAUAUAAUAAUGUCUUGUGUAAAUUGUCCGACAAAUCGGAGCAAAUCCAAUUCACCGACCGGGUUUCCUGUA
Molecule: messenger RNA, 1808 nt
Organism: Gossypium arboreum
Lineage: Eukaryota; Viridiplantae; Streptophyta; Magnoliopsida; Malvales; Malvaceae
Product: CBL-interacting serine/threonine-protein kinase 14
Exons: 1
Coding region: 281-1564 (427 amino acids)
Biological process (GO): protein phosphorylation; signal transduction
Molecular function (GO): protein kinase activity; ATP binding
Source: RefSeq, a predicted model, not a curated record